AUGCCCUCCUUGGUUCGCGCUUGCCAGCUUUUCCAGACCGCGAUUAUGUCCACCACAGCCACGCUCGUUGUCGGCGCCCUGGUCGGUAGCACUUUGGCUUCGUACCCAGGUAGCUCUUGGAAGCCGAAGCAUAACAACCACUCACCCUGGGAUCUGAAAAAGUUCACUUCACUCGUUACAUUUGGCGACAGCUACACUGACGACUCACGACUCUCGUACCUUGGACAGACCAAUGGCUCGCUACCACCUGUGGGCUACGCAAAUCCAGCAGUGAGUCAAGUCCUUCACGAUCGAUAUUGCAUCACUAACGCGCCGUGCAGAACUACAACUCUGCGAGUGGUGGUCGACCAUGGCCUCAAUACGUAG
Cercospora beticola is the source of this 366-nucleotide messenger RNA. NCBI's taxonomy places the organism in Eukaryota, Fungi, Ascomycota, Dothideomycetes, Mycosphaerellales, Mycosphaerellaceae. The record is from RefSeq and is a predicted model, not a curated record.